This is a messenger RNA of Diaporthe batatas, 948 nucleotides long. RefSeq lists its product as uncharacterized. The coding region runs from base 1 to 948 and encodes 315 amino acids. The record is from RefSeq and is a predicted model, not a curated record. Gene Ontology annotation, molecular function: flavin adenine dinucleotide binding; NADP binding; N,N-dimethylaniline monooxygenase activity. NCBI's taxonomy places the organism in Eukaryota, Fungi, Ascomycota, Sordariomycetes, Diaporthales, Diaporthaceae. The transcript is spliced from 2 exons.
AUGGCUAUCAGCAAAUCAUUAGCCCAGGGCGCAAAAGGAUCCGUAACUAACAACGGAAUCGACCAGACGCAAAACAUCCUCGGCCUUCUGCCGGGUGAGCUCCCACAAUGCACAAUUCCGACACAUGUCAGCCCCACCGAUAUAGCGCAGCAGCUCAUCGCCGGCUUAUCUACACUGUCUAUCUCUCAGCUACAAAACGACAGCAUGUGGCGUGACACCGUUGCCCUGACUGGUACUUUGCGCACAUUCUAUACCGCGCCCACGGUUAUUGAGGCGUGGAAUGAGCUUAUCUACAGCCGUGCCGCCGGAGACUUCCAGCUUUUGGCGCCGACUGUACAAGUCGCGAAGCUAGACGAGAGCACACAAUGGAUUGAAGCCAGUUUCAGCUUCACCAUCUUGGAGCCGCAGAAGCUUCUGUGCUCUGGAUUCCUUUCAAUUGUCUUGUCUCCGGAAGGAAAAUGGAAAAUCUGGGUUAUUAAGACCAUUCUGGAGCAAAUCUGCGGCCAGCCUGAUGUUGACAAAUUAGACCCUGUGCAGCCUGCGCAAGAUGAUGUUCGACAGCUACGUAACAGUACCAACAACGGCAUCCCCUACUUUGAUGUCGCCAUCGUUGGUGGCGGAAUGUGUGGCCUUGCAACAGGAGGUCGCCUUAAAGCUCUCGGGGUCUCUUAUGUAUGUCUUGAAAGCCAGGAUCGUCUGGAAGACGUAUGGGGGAAGCGAUACAAGUCCGCCAAGCGCUGUCACACACCGGUGGUCCCGCAUUGGCCCAACCGUGACAGCUUUCGAGGUCAGGUCAUCCACUCAGUCGACUACCACGACGCAGAGCCCUGGAAGGGUCUCCGCGGGAUUGUCAUCGGCUCUGGGAACACUGGCCAUGAUGUGGCCAGUGACAUGGUUGCGGCAGGCCUGUCUUCCGUGACCAUGGUUCAGCGAUCCCCAACCUGUUAG